Molecule: messenger RNA, 1701 nt
Organism: Cladocopium goreaui
Lineage: Eukaryota; Dinophyceae; Suessiales; Symbiodiniaceae
Source: the annotation of a GenBank genome assembly
AUGGCGCAAGAAGUUGAGAUGGGAUUGGUCGUAUCCGAAGACCCACCAACUCCGGUCAACGCUGGAAAUAACGCCUGGCUCCUGACGUCAUCGGCCCUGGUGUUAAUGAUGACCGCUCCCGGGCUGGCCUUGUUUUACAGCGGACUGGUUCGAAAGAAGAACGUGCUGAGCGUGAUGAUGCAGUGCUUCUUCCUCAUGGGGCUGAUGACCGUGCUGUGGGCUCUUUAUGGGUUCUCUCUGGCAUUCUCCACCAGUCCGGCAGGCUGGGAAGCGUGGAUUGGCGGCACCGAGAACAUGUUCAUGCGCGGGGUUCAACCGUACUUCGACGAAAGCACGGGCAGUUCCGUGGUUCCUAUGUUCGACGAAGACUUAGGAAUUCCGACGCUCUCCUUCAUGGUGUUUCAGGGGAUGUUCUUCAUCAUCACCCCGGCACUCAUCUGCGGGGCGUUUGCCGAGCGAAUGAAAUUUAGCGCGAUGGUGAUCUUCACCAUUGUGUGGGGCACGGUGGUCUACUGCCCAUUGGCCCACUGGGUGUGGGGCGGUGGCUUCAUGGUUCACAACGGUGACUAUUCGCAAGAACUGGGAUUUGACACCGGUGCGAUUGACUUCGCCGGUGGAACGGUGGUGCACAUUAGCUCGGGUGUGUCGGCGUUGGUCUGUGCCUUGGUGCUCGGUUCUCGCCUCGGAUUUCGCUCGGAACCGAUGCCUCCGCAUAACCUGACCUACACGGUGGUGGGCGCCGCCAUGCUGUGGGUUGGGUGGUUCGGCUUCAACGCCGGAAGUGCUUUGGCCGCCAAUGGCGUCGCCUCCAAUGCUUUUGUCACCACGCACUUCGCCGCAGCCGCGGGCACCUUGGCCUGGGCCGGUAUGGAGUGGAUUCUACGGGGCAAACCCACGGUGUUGGGCGCUUGCUCGGGUGCCAUCGCAGGACUUGUCUGCAUCACUCCUGCGGCUGGAUUUGUGCUGCCGAUGCCGGCCAUCGGCAUGGGGGCCGCAGCCGGGGUUUUGUGCUUCCUGGCCUGCACCACGCUCAAGACAAAACUCGGUUACGACGAUUCGCUGGAUGCCUUUGGCGUGCAUGGAGUUGGGGGCACGCUGGGAGCCAUUCUUACGGGCAUUUUUGCCACGCAAGCUGUGGCCGGUGGUGAACGUCUGGGACUGGCUGAAAAUGGGGAUGUUUUCGGUGGUCAGGUGGCCGCAACUGUGGUCACUUGGGUUUUCGCCGCCGUAGCGAGCUAUAUCAUUCUAAAGGUCAUAGACCUGACAAUCGGGCUACGUGUUUCGCAGGCGGACGAAAUCGACGGCCUGGAUCAAAGCCAGCACGGUGAAGAGGGGGCGCAGGCUAACGGCAAGGAGUUUUCCAUGAAGAAGAUCGAGGCCAUUGUCCGCCACUUUAAACUGGAGGACCUGAAGAACGCUCUCACCGAGCAAGACAUCCACGGUAUGACCAUUACCGAGGUCAAAGGCUAUGGACGUCAGAAGGGGCACACCGAGAUGUACCGUGGGGUCGAGUACAAGGUGGAUUUCAUCCCUAAGGUGAAGCUCGAACUGAUUGUCUCCGACGCCGACGAAAAGAAGGCAAUCGAUACGAUUCUGCGCACUGCUCAAACUGGGCAAAUCGGCGAUGGAAAAAUCUUCGUCAGCGAUCUAGGCGAAGCCAUCCGCAUUCGAACCGGCGAACGCGGCGAAGAGGCCGUGUAG